Messenger RNA from Aphis gossypii (cotton aphid), 1007 nucleotides. RefSeq lists its product as uncharacterized. The record is from RefSeq and is a predicted model, not a curated record. The coding region runs from base 102 to 827 and encodes 241 amino acids. The transcript has 4 exons. Lineage: Eukaryota; Metazoa; Arthropoda; Insecta; Hemiptera; Aphididae.
UAGGCAUUCAGGAUGCGAUCGAUAAUUCUGACGACACAACACAUUAUAAGCACAGGCCCGCAUGUCCUGAGCGUUCAUUCAUUCCAUCAACCGGCUCCACGAUGCAUCGUCUAUCCGUGUUCUGUUGCGCCGCUCUGUCGCUGUUUGCUGCCGUUCAGGCGACAGAAACCGUACUGGAAUUCGGAGGAAAACUGUUGGACGACUGUGGUACCGAUUGGACGUGCGCCAAACCCAAACUUCUCAAGUUCAUCGGCCAAACAGCGGAAAAGGACGAGUUCAGAUUGACCAGAGACCUAUCGCUGAAACGCACCCACGAAGGCAAUGAUGAAGACCAAGUCGCUAACUCGAUUCCCAACGGUGAAGAAUACAAAAAGGCCGUCGACAGCAGCUCGACUCUCCGCAUGUUGGACAGAAUCGACGAUUUCCUGAGCACUCACGAACUCCAAGUCAGCCUUCCCCAAGAACUUGGAACGUCCGUCGGACAAGUCAAAAUGCCACUGGUCGACCAAGGACACUCCUCCGUCGCCCAACAAGGCCGAAGCCGCGGUUUCGUUCGCAAAAUAGUCAUUCCGUUCCUCUUGGGCUUGAAGUUCAAGACCACUGUAUUGAUCCCGAUCGCCAUCGCCCUGAUUGCUUUGAAGACCUGGAAGGCCCUAACCCUUGGUCUGCUAUCGCUGGUCCUGUCAGCCGCCAUGGUCAUCUACAGGUUCACCAAGCCCAAAGUUGUCGGUGUCGAAAUAUUACACUACCCAUCGCCAGUGCACGCACACCACCAUGAUGGAUACGCUCACGCCAGGGCGUACAGCGCACAACAACCCGAACAGUGAUGAAUCAAGGCCAGCUGUAACAGAUAAACUGUUAAAGUGGAGCUUACACAGACAUAAUAUUAUACAUUGUUUAUUUUAUUAUUUUUUUUUAUUAUUUAUUUUACGUUUGUAAUUUAAUUAUUUAUUUAUUUAUUUUCAUUGAAAAAAAAACAACGAUUAAAAUAUACAAUUUUUUUGUAC